Molecule: messenger RNA, 787 nt
Organism: Effrenium voratum
Lineage: Eukaryota; Dinophyceae; Suessiales; Symbiodiniaceae
Source: the annotation of a GenBank genome assembly
UGAUUGGCAAGCGGGUCACUCUGCCAUAGGUCAGAGUUUCUCACUGCUGGCAGGCACACUGCUUCGACAGCUUGCCCGGUAUGGAACAGCCAUGGUCGCAGGACGAAACCAAGCCCUGGGCCAGCGAGGGCCAGGGCGUGGGGGUGCUCGUGGAGUGGCAGAACAAGGGCUUCCACUCCUUCGGGUGGCUCUCGCCCAUCCAUUUGCCCCGUGACAGGGACCUGAGGCAAAGUCUUCAUGGCGGGGACCUCUACGUGCACUGCAAUGACAUUCAGGAGCCCCGGCUGGGCGCAGUGUACACCUUUACGCUCUACAACGACUAUCAAGGGCUUGGCGCGCAGGACUGCAGAGCGAGGUCGGUGAUCAGGUUUGCGGUGCCGGAGCAGAGCAUGACCUGUUUGAAGCUGCCUGCUGAGGUGAAGACCGUCCCGAACCACCUGCGGCACUCGCUCUUCUAUCCUGAGCUGGAGGAGAGAGGCGUCACCUUGCGGAGGUAUCUCUGGGAUGAUCCGGUGAAGAUCUUGGAGCUGUGGGGCAGCCCCGAGGCCAUGAUUGCGGCCGCGGAGGAGCUGGGGCUGCUGCAGCUGGACGAGCUUCAGGUGCUACUCUCUCCGCAGAUUGCCCGCAGGCAGCCCAAAGAGUCGCUGCGGCAGCUGAGUGAAGAGGAUGCACCCCGGGUGCCCGCAAAGUGCCGAUGGGCCACUUCUUUGGAAGGUGGCCCAACGCUACGGCAGAGGCUAGUUGAGCUCCUGGAUCUUCUGUGACGGUCUUUCGGUGCCUUUCGUGC